AUGGGCUCAUUCUCGAAGAAAAAGGGAGCGGAGCUAGCCGUGGGGUCGGCUCUUGCAGCUGUUCUACCCGCAAAUCCCAAGCCGUGGUACUUGACGCCUCAUUUACUCAAAUUAAAUCUGCUACUACUGGUGCCUUUGUUCUCUUCUGCAUCUGUAGGCUACGAUGGCUCGAUGAUGAACGGUUUGCAAACCCUUCCCCAAUGGCGCCAAUUUUUCGGGAAUCCCGAGGGUGCUGUUCUCGGUCUCAUGAAUGCUGUAUAUCCUCUCGGCAAAGUUGUAGCACUCUUCGUCGUAACCUACAUCUCGGACAGAUAUGGGCGGAAGCUCCCUCUGGUUCUAGGCUUAGUGGCUUGCAUUGGAUUUGCCAUCUUGCAGGGCAUGUCUAAAGACCUUCCUAGCUUUGUCAUAGCAAGAGCUUUGCUGGGUUUUUUCACGACUUUCAUCAGCCAGCCAAGCCCCAUUCUGAUUACUGAGUUGGCGUACCCUACCCACCGCGGCCGAAUCACAGCUUUGUACAACACCUUCUUCUACUUUGGAUCCAUUUUUGCUGCAUGGUGCACCUUUGGAACCUUUAAGAUUGCGUCCACAUGGAGCUGGCGAAUUCCGUCCAUACUGCAAGGGGCAGUUCCCAUCAUCCAACUCAUGGGUGUUUACUUCUUACCUGAGUCCCCUCGCUGGCUGAUGCGCCGUGGUCGGAAGGACGAAGCCAGAAAGGUAUUCGCCGACUGCCACGCUGGCGGCAACCUCAAUGACCCUCUAGUCGACUUUGAGAUGCGCGAAGUUGAAUUUACUCUGGGAGAGGAGGCCGAAGCCAUGUCCCAGUCAUCUUGGCUCGAACUUGUGCGAACCCCUGCCAACCGAAAGCGAACACUCAUCGCCUGUAUUGUUGGCUUCAGCUCCCAGUGGAAUGGGGUCGCAGUGGUCAGCUACUACUUGAGUCUCGUGCUCAACACUAUCGGCAUCACCGAAGUCAAGGACCAGACUUUGAUCAAUGGAAUGCUGCAAAUCUUCAACUGGAUCAUUUCAACCUUCCUCGGAGCGCUCAUGGUAGACCGGCUGGGUCGACGACCACUAUUCUUGAUCUCCACGGCAGGCAUGCUUGCGAGUUAUAUCGCUUGGACCGGGUUGACGUCUCACUUCGUUGCCAGCCAUAACGAAGCGACUGGAAGAGCAGUUGUAGCCUUCAUUUUCAUCUUCUACUUCUUCUACGACAUUGCUUGGACGCCGCUCCUGCAAGCCUACCCUGUGGAGAUUUUCCCAUACACCCUUCGUGGUCGCGGCUUGUCGGUCACAUACAUCACUGCCUUCACUGGUCUGAUCAUCGGCAAUCAGGUCAAUCCGAUUGCAAUGAAGGCAAUCGCAUGGAAGUACUACAUAGUCUUCUGCUGUAUUCUCGGAGUGUUAUUUGUUGUGAUCUGGUUCCUUUUCCCAGAAACCAAGGGUCACACACUGGAGGAAAUCCGUGAGGUCUUCGAGGGCAGGUCUGCGAAUGCCAAGGUCGAAGAUGUCGAGGGCGGCGAGGAGGAAGAGACUAAAAAGGGUGGCAAGAUCAAACAGGUUGAGCUGGCAUAA
Molecule: messenger RNA, 1572 nt
Organism: Colletotrichum godetiae
Lineage: Eukaryota; Fungi; Ascomycota; Sordariomycetes; Glomerellales; Glomerellaceae
Product: lactose permease
Exons: 5
Coding region: 1-1572 (523 amino acids)
Biological process (GO): carbohydrate transport; transmembrane transport
Cellular component (GO): membrane
Molecular function (GO): carbohydrate:proton symporter activity
Source: RefSeq, a predicted model, not a curated record